This is a messenger RNA of Tripterygium wilfordii, 2221 nucleotides long. RefSeq names its product subtilisin-like protease SBT5.3. NCBI's taxonomy places the organism in Eukaryota, Viridiplantae, Streptophyta, Magnoliopsida, Celastrales, Celastraceae. The transcript has 9 exons. Gene Ontology annotation, biological process: proteolysis. Gene Ontology annotation, molecular function: serine-type endopeptidase activity. The coding region runs from base 1 to 2010 and encodes 669 amino acids. The record is from RefSeq and is a predicted model, not a curated record.
AUGGGGGCAAACCACAAGUUGGAAUGGUGUCUGGCACCCAGCGGGACGUUGAUUGGUGCAAUGCUGGGCGGCUGUCAGACUGUGACAUUCUGUUGCAAGUGGAUGUCAGUCUUACAACGAGAGCCUACUAAUCAAGUUCCAAGGGAAGAAAUGAGGAUUUCAAUUCUUUCUAGUUUUCUUCAACUAAUCUUUGUUUUUUCUCUUCUCACACAAAUCCUAGCAAUCAAAAAGGCUUACGUAGUAUACCUGGGGUCACAUGUACAUGGAUCAGAGCCUACGUCCAUGGAUAUAGAUGCUGCGAAAGCUUCUCAUUAUAAUUUGCUUGGAUCUUUAAUGGGAAGUACUGAGAAAGCCAAAAAUGCCAUAUUUAUUCAAUACACUUUAAACAUUAAUGGCUUUGGUGCAAUGCUCGAGGAGGAAGAAGCAGCAGAGAUUGCAAAACAUCCAGAUGUUGUGUCAGUUUUCUUGAACAAGAAAAAUUAUCUUUUUACCACGAAGUCAUGGGAUUUUCUUGGAUUAGAGAACGGUAAAAUAAUUCCGGACGGCUCCAUAUGGAAGAAGGCAAGAUUUGGAGAAGAUACAAUCAUAGGAAAUAUUGACACCGGUGUUUGGCCAGAAUCAAAAAGUUUCAGCGAUGAAGGGUACGGGCCGGUGCCAUCAAGAUGGAAAGGACAAUGUCAAGAAGACAAAACAGAAAACCCAGUUCGUUGCAAUAGGAAGUUGAUUGGAACAAGAGUCUUCAACAAAUUAGGGGAGGCAGACAGCAGCGCCCGAGACCAGUCCGGCCACGGGACACAUACAUUAUCAACAGCAGCAGGUAAUUUUGUUCCUGGACUACAUGUUUACAAUCAACCCAACGGAACUGCAAAAGGAGGUUCACCAAGAGCUCGCGUUGUUGCUUACAAGGCCUGCGACAGUCAAGGUUGCAACGAUGUAGACAUUUUGGCUGCCUUCGAUGCUGCCAUAAGUGAUGGUGCUGAUGUACUAUCUGUGUCACUUGGUCGCGCAGAACCUGUAAGUUUUUUUGAGGAAGGAAUAUCAAUCGGUGCUUUACAUGCUGUUGCGAAAGGUAUGGUUGUGGUUGCGUCUGCUGGCAACAACGGACUAGAAGAAGGAAAAGUUGGCAAUGCGUCUCCUUGGAUUUUCACAGUUGCUGCUAGCACAAUUGAUAGAGACUUGAGCAACGGUUCUAAGUCAUUCGUGCGAGCUCCAGCAAUGGCUGAUUUCUCUUCUACGGGUCCUAAUGAGUUCGAGCCAGCACUCCUCAAGCCUGAUAUCACAGCACCGGGGGUUGAUAUAAUCGCUGCUUAUAGUGAAGAUCCUGAAGCUUACGAAGAAGGAAAGCCAGUUCCUUUCAAGGCACUUUCAGGAACUUCAAUGUCUUGCCCUCAUGUAUCUGGCAUUGUUGGUCUUCUCAAAACACUAUAUCCUCAAUGGACUCCGGCUGCUAUUAGAUCUGCGAUCAUGACAACUGCGACAACAGCAGACAACACAAAUCAGUUUAUACAAAAUCCAUUCUUCAAAAAAGCUACCCCGUUCAACUACGGUGCAGGACAUGUUCAACCAAACCUUGCAGCGGAUCCUGGUCUUGUUUAUGACUUGCAAAUUAAUGAUUACCUUAAUUUUAUAUGUGCUCAUGGCUACAACGAAAGCUUUAUCAGAAAAAUUUAUGGUAAGCCUUACGCAUGUCCCAAGUCUAUCAGUAUCGCAAACUUCAACUACCCUUCAAUCACAGUUCCUGAUCUCGAAAGUUCAAUAACAAUUACAAGAAGAGUCAAGAAUGUUGGAUCUCCAGGAACUUACAGAGCAACAAUAGAGGCAGCAAAUGGUUUGUCGAUUUCGGUUACUCCCACAAUACUAGUAUUUGAUGCCAUAGGUCAAGAGAAGAGCUUCUCGGUUACUUUGGAAUCAAAGAUCAAGAACGAGCCGAAAGAGUAUGUAUUUGGAAACUUGGUUUGGUCAGAUGGUAAGCACAAUGUAAGAAGUCCACUGGUGGUGAAGCAUGCAUAAGUAGAAAAGCCUUCAUUUACCAUUAAGUUAUAAUGUGUACUAUCCUUCAUAUUGAAUAAGAUUAUUUUCCGAUAUAUUUCAUGUAAUCAAUCUUGAAUACUUGUUUCGAUCAAACUUCUGUAUGUACGUCAGUGUUGCAGACAGAUAAAGACGUUGGAAACGUGCAUUUUCCGGUGCUCUAUCCAUAGAAUUCAUCUCUUUGUAGGCUUGU